AUGCAAGGCUUUGGCGGCCAUGGUGGGUUCGGCGGUGGUGAAAGGACGCCUCUGUUAUCUCGCGGAGAGGGACGAAAGAGGAAUGAUCCUGAGGGGAACAAUGGAUUGUCAGACCUGGAGCAUGGAGAUGCUGUACAGGCUGCAAAUGUCAGCUUCGCGCGAGUUCUUGCACUUGCAAAACCUGAUGCAUGGAAGCUGAUUCUUGCUACCAUAGCUCUCUUAAUUGCCUCCACAUCAAGCAUUCUCAUUCCCAAGUAUGGUGGCAAGAUAAUCGACAUCGUUUCAGGAGACUUGGACACGCCUGAAGAGAAGAACGAAGCUCUAAAUGCUGUGACCAAUACCAUACUAGAAAUCUUUGUGAUUGUUGUUGUAGGCUCUGUCUGCACAGCUCUUCGGGCAUGGUUAUUUUCUUCGACUAGUGAACGGGUGGUUGCACGUUUGAGGAAGAGCCUAUUCAGUCACCUUAUUAACCAGGAAAUAGCCUUCUUUGAUGUUACUAGAACUGGGGAACUACUGAGCCGCUUAUCCGAAGACACACAAAUCCUAAAGAAUGCUGCAACUUCUAAUCUUAGUGAGGCAUUGAGGAACGUGUCGACUGCAGUUAUUGGCCUUUUCUUUAUGUUCUCAACUUCCUGGAAGUUAACCUUGUUGGCUUUGGUUGUUGUACCUGUUAUUUCUAUGGCGGUACGAAAAUUCGGCCGUUUCCUGCGUGAACUUUCUCACAAGACUCAAGCUGCAGCAGCAGCUGCUGCUUCAAUUGCUGAGGAAUCUUUUGGUGCCAUAAGGACUGUAAGAUCAUUUGCUCAAGAAGCUUAUGAGGUGUCACGUUACUCUGAGAAAGUUGACGUGACAUUGAACCUUGGACUUAAACAAGCUAAAGUUGUUGGGCUCUUCAGUGGAGGGAUGAAUGCAGCAUCAACACUAUCAGUUAUUGUUGUGGUGAUAUAUGGAGCAAAUUUAACAAUAAAAGGCUAUAUGACUGCUGGUGCUCUUACUUCAUUCAUUCUAUACAGCUUGACAGUUGGAUCAUCUAUAUCAGGAUUAUCAAGUUUGUACACAGUGGCAAUGAAAGCUGCUGGUUCGAGUAGGAGGGUUUUCCAGCUUCUGGAUCGGAUCUCAACCAUGCCAAAAUCGGGAGACAAAUGUCCUUUGGGCGAUCAAGUUGGUGAAGUGGAGUUAAAUGAUGUCUGGUUUGCAUAUCCAUCCCGUCCUAGCCAUAUGGUACUCAAGGGAAUAUCAUUGAAACUUCAGCCUGGCUCAAAAGUUGCUCUUGUGGGACCUAGUGGCGGAGGAAAAACAACAAUAGCAAACUUGAUCGAAAGGUUCUAUGAUCCAACAAAGGGAAAGAUUCUCAUAAACGGAGUUCCUCUGGUUGAAAUAGCCCAUGAACAUCUUCACAGAAAGAUCAGUAUAGUGAGCCAAGAGCCUGUUCUUUUCAAUUGUUCAAUAGAGGAAAACAUAGCCUAUGGCUGUGAUGGAAACAUAAGCAGCUCUGAAAUAGAAAAUGCAGCCAAAAUGGCCAAUGCACAUGAGUUUGUGUCGAACUUCCCCGACAAGUACAAAACUCAUGUAGGAGAGCGUGGGAUAAGGCUGUCUGGAGGUCAGAAACAAAGAAUAGCAAUUGCCAGAGCGCUACUUAUGAACCCCAGGAUUCUUCUCCUCGAUGAAGCCACAAGUGCUCUGGAUGCUGAGAGUGAAUACCUAGUCCAGGAUGCAAUGGAUUCUCUGAUGUCCGGAAGAACUGUCCUAGUCAUAGCUCACAGGUUAUCAACAGUCCAAAGUGCCGACACUGUUGCUGUCGUUUCUGAUGGCCAGAUCGUUGAGAGCGGCGGACAUGAAGAGCUACUCAGCAAGAAUGGAGUCUACACAGCACUAGUGAGGAGGCAACUACAAGGAUCCAGAACUGAGUCAGCAGCUGACCAGAAUACCAUAGUCUAG
This is a messenger RNA of Linum trigynum, 1938 nucleotides long. The record is from the annotation of a GenBank genome assembly. NCBI's taxonomy places the organism in Eukaryota, Viridiplantae, Streptophyta, Magnoliopsida, Malpighiales, Linaceae.